Blepharisma stoltei is the source of this 807-nucleotide messenger RNA. Lineage: Eukaryota; Ciliophora; Heterotrichea; Heterotrichida; Blepharismidae. The record is from the annotation of a GenBank genome assembly.
AUGGGUUGUUUUCCAACAAGAUCUCCACCCUUUUUAUCUAAAUUUGAGUCUCCAGCCAAACUGGAGACGCUUUGUGUUACGCAAGAACGAUCAAUUGAGACAUCAGCCUUCAUUCCAAACCGGAAACUUCUUCUUGCUUACUAUGCAAAUGAGACUUCGAUGAAUGGGAGGCUAAAAGUCCUUUUUGAGGCUGUUUUUGCUAAAGAAGAGUUGGAAGUCACUUCGGUCGACCUCAGCUUUCAGAGUCUAGGUAUCAGAGAUAUUUAUCAUUUGCAGCUUGUCUUGCAAAAUUUUCUGAAUUUGCGUGAAAUUAAACUAAAUAACACCCAAAUUGCAUCAAGAGAUGUCAAACGGCUUUACUCAUCUUUAGAAUCAAUGCCGAUGAUGCAGGUUUUGGAACUCCAAGGCAAUUCAAUUUGUACUGAGGGGAUUAAGUAUAUGAAUAAACUUUUUACAGUGAUGAAAUCUUUAAAAGUUCUUAAUUUGAGCAACAACCAUUUUGGAGAUGACGCAGUUGUUGCGCUAUGCAAAGGAUUAUCAUAUUUAAGGUGCCUAGAAGACUUAAGACUAAGUGGAAAUAAUAUAUCCAUAAAAGGUCUAACCGUUUUAUCCCAAACAAUAUGCAAUAUUAAGACUCUUAAAAGACUCAGCUUAGCUGAGAACUCGCUUGAUUUUAAAAGUAUAAAAGUCCUUCUGAGAUCAGUAAAGUCAAAUAUAAAUUUGACUGAGCUUGACCUCUCGAGAAAUGGGCUUUCGAAGCAAGUUAAAUACCUACUUGCUGGGGAUCAAGGAAUUGUAAAAUUUUAA